Messenger RNA from Peniophora sp. CBMAI 1063, 2355 nucleotides. Lineage: Eukaryota; Fungi; Basidiomycota; Agaricomycetes; Russulales; Peniophoraceae. The record is from the annotation of a GenBank genome assembly.
AUGCGACUCCGUUGUCUACCCGUACCUCUGUUGGCGCUUUGUGCAGCCGUCGUGGAAGCUCUUCCUCGACAACAAGUCCUUGCUCCUCCUCUGCCGCCGCAGCCCCGACCGCUAGUCAUUUGGCAUGGUAUGGGCGACUCAUACUCGGCACCGGGAAUGGUGCAGUUUAUGGACGAGAUCCGGAAGAUACACCCCGGUAUCUUCAUUCACUCGGUGUAUCUGGACGAAGACAACAGCAAGGACCGCCAGGCCGGGCUCUAUGGCAACGUCAAUGAACAAGUCGCAUUCGUUGCGGAGCAACUCGCCAACGUCACAGAGCUGGUCGAUGGAUUUGACGCCAUUGGCUUCAGUCAGGGUGGCCAGUUUCUUCGUGCAUACGUGGAACGGUAUAACGAACCGCGAUUACACAACCUCGUCACCUUCGGCUCGCAGCAUAUGGGUAUCUCUGACGUACCUGCAUGCCGACCUUUGGACAUACCGUGCCGCAUUGCUCGCGACCGGGUGAAGCAUGGCGUAUACAGCUCGUGGGCGCAGGAGCACCUAGUACAGGCACAAUACUACCGCGACCCAGAGCAGAUGGAGCUUUACCUCUCCUCCAACAAGUUUUUGACCUCCAUCAAUAACGAGAUCGCCGACCAGCGAAAUGCGACCUACGCUUCCAACCUUGCCGGUUUAGACAACCUGGUGCUGGUCAUCUUCGCGCAGGACAAGACGGUCAUUCCGAAGGAGAGCGCGUGGUUCGGCUCAUACGCCCCGCAAUCCGAGGGCGACUUGUCCCUCGUGCCUAUGCGCUUACAGCCCCUGUACACGGACGACUGGAUUGGACUGCGUUCGCUCGAUGAGCGCGGGGCUGUGCAGCUCGAGAGCUGCGAUGGCGAGCAUAUGCAGCUGACCAGAGACUGCUGGGAGCCUCUGGUCAAGCAGCCCACCAUCCGAUCUGUGUCCAGAGGCAAGCGCGCCAAGAAGAUGCCCGUCGAGUUGAACACCGAGGCCGAGAUCAAAAACGCACCCUACGAAGGCCCCGUAGCUUUUGCGGUACAACAGACUCCGGAAUCUUAUGUGCGGCCACUGACGGUCCCGAGUUCAACUCCGCUUGUCAAACCGAGUAAACCGGACUGCGAAACGCUGAACGCCUUCUUCCUCUUCAAGACGGCCGUCUUGCCCAGGUUCAAGCAUCUCAACACCAUGCCGGAGCGCGUUGAGGCAGUGACUAGGAUGUGGUGGAGUGACUGGUCUAGACGCCGCAUGUACGAGUAUCGGGCGGCGAUCCUGUCCAUCCCUCGGGAGAUUGAGAUGGAGCGAUAUCAGAUACUCAAAGAGCAUUACGACGGCCUGGAAGAGGAGUCGAGCGGGAGGAGCGUCGCUGACGAAGAUCUAGUCAAGUCCGUGCCAAUGUCGUUCGACGAAGAGGAUGGACUAUCGGACGCGGAAAGUGCGUCGACAGGGCUCGGCGCCUUCGGGCAUAGUCGCGCUCCUACGACUCAAUGUGCGGGAGUUGGGGGCCACAGGACCGACACAUAUAUUGCAACACCUCCCAGCACGUUCAUCAACAGUACUACCACGAUUCAACAUCCCCCUUGCACGAACUACGCCCCACCUGCCGAGACACCGCCCGGCCUCGACGGUCAGCAAAGGACGAACUCGCGUGCCGAAGCUCCUUCGCCUAGUACAGUGGAUCAUCCACCCUCUUCGGCUCAUCUCGCCGCCUUCACAGGCCACCAUCCAGCAACGCCGGUGGGUCGUGACCACAAGGCCCGGUAUCACCCAUAUACGAGUUCGAACAUCCGAGUCACACAUGCCACUGUCCACUUCGCUUUUCUUCAGAACAACACCGCAUGGCUCAGCAAUGGCUCCUCUGCGACACCCUCUCCCGAGCUAGCGACAUCGGGCGUAUCAGUCCUGGCCGACUGGCAGCGUAGUUCGAGGCGGCGUCCGUCCCAGGCGUCGGCCACUGCGAUGUCUGAUCAACAGAACGCGGGGGUGUGCUCGCGCAAGAAUUCGGCCGUCGGACCUCACAUUGUCCGGCCCAGUGCUCCCAUAGUCAACGAUCAUGCUUGGCUCAGUAUGCUCUCUGAUUCACCAUACACCACGCCUGUCACGACUGGUCGGCAACAACUCGUGUCUGGCUGGCAACCGUCUCAGGAAAACGCCUUCGAGCCGGUGUCUGCUAUACCCGAAUUGUGGCCACCCGCGAGCCCACAUCAGUCAUUCACGGUGCAGACGACGGUUGCCCCGCCAACCUCUGACUCUCUGUCAGGUCUGAUCGCCACGCCGUAUGACUUUCGCAGAGAGUGCCUCCCGGUUGACCUCUCUGCCUCGAGCUCUCUCUCCUCCACUUUUGACUUGAGAUGGUGA